Messenger RNA from Saccostrea cuccullata (small rock oyster), 1124 nucleotides. RefSeq lists its product as uncharacterized. Lineage: Eukaryota; Metazoa; Mollusca; Bivalvia; Ostreida; Ostreidae. The annotation marks the transcript as partial. The transcript has 3 exons. The record is from RefSeq and is a predicted model, not a curated record.
ACGGAAGAGGUAUAACAGAUGAAGAUGAACCAACUGAGACAACUAUCGGCCUUGAGGUUCAUGAAGAUUUGUUUGCUAUUAAGGAAAACAAGUUAACAGAAUACUUCCAUUUUUGGCUGCAAACUGUAAAUACAUAUUGCAAUGAUGGAACAACACAGGAGAAUCCUAAAGACACAACAGCAAUCAAAAACUCCACGACGAAUUUCAAUAUUCCCCCGAUAAUUCUUAUUGCCUCCCAUAAAGAUCAGAUGGUCAGAACUUGUAACCCAUCAGAAACAUUUUACAGCCAAUUGGAAGCGUGUUUAUCUAAAGAACAAACCUUAAAACGGCUUAUAUCACCAUACCGAUAUUUUGAAGUAGAAUGUCCACCUGGAGCAUUGACUCAAAAACAACAAAUGACAAUUGACUGUGUUAAGAAAUGUAUUGUAGAAACUGUAAAAAAUCUACAACAUUGGGGGGAAGAAGUUCCUUUGAAAUGGUUUGAACUUGAAAAAAUUCUGAAUAAUGAAAAAGCAAAUGGGAAAAAAGUCAUAUGGAGGCCACAAUUCAGAGAAACAGCAAAAUACCUUUCAAUAGAUGAAGAUGACCUCAAUGAUGUUCUUCGUUUCUUAAAUGAAAUAGGAAAAAUCUUAUACUUUUCUGUAAAUAAACUCAAGGACACAAUUAUCAUAGGUGUUCAGUGGUUUGUUGAUGCAUUCAAGUACAUCAUAACUGACGAAAAGCAUUUUGCUCGGAAAGACAACAUAAACCCACUAGUUAAUACCGGGAAAAUUACUGGACAGUACAUUGAAGAGAUAUGGAAAAAUAUACAAGGCAGUCGUGGUGUACCUUGUGCUGAUACAAAAGUUAGUGUCGAGACUGAUAAAGGUCAUGAUUCCUUGUGGCAAUCUUACUUAAAUCACAAAAAUGAAAUUUUACAAUACAUGGACAAACUUGGCCUAAUUACGAGAAUUGGAAGACAUGUAAGCACUUACAAUAAGGAGGAAAUGUAUUAUAUUCCGAGCAUGAACCGAACCGACCUUUCUGAUGACAGUAAAAAUGAAAUCAAAGGAAAACAAAAGUCAGCAAUGAUGCUGUACUUUUUCAAGUCUUCUUUACCCCAUUUUUUCUUCUUUCGAUUGGUU